AUGGCCUCGAAAUCUCACAAACGCUAUCAUGUGGAUGAAUUUAAUUCCAAAAUGCAUCUUGAUGUUUAUUUUUCACAAACUACUCAUCAGGCAAUGCAAGAAGUCGCAAUAAGGUAUCCUAUAAUGCAGCUUCACAAGUCAGUGACCUCAGGACGCAUUAAAGGAGACACAUUGAUUGAUGUCAGUAUGGGACCCCUGGUGCACCUCCUAUGUACAGUCUCUGAUGUUUUCAAAGAGAUCACAAUUUUAAAAUUCAAUGAUGAAUGUAUCAAGGAAGUGAAGAAAUGGCUGGACACACAUACAGAAUGUUUUGACUGGUCUCAUACAUCGAAGUAUAUCACGGAGCUAAAUGAAGGAGGCUCUCAAAUUCAGGAAAUGGAAGAAGAGUUAAAGAGUAAAAUUAAACACAUUAUGAAAUGUGACAUUGAAAAAGAAAAUAUUACAGAUCCUGUGAUUCUGCCAAAAUCUGACUGUCUGUUGAGUGUAACAGUAUUGGAAGGGAUAAGUGAAGACCAGGAAGAGUUUGGCAAAAACCUUAAGAAAAUCGUAUCUUUGCUCAAACCUGGUGGACAGCUUUUGUUAUUUACAGCAUUAGAUGCAACUUUCUACCAAUUAGGAGAACAUAAAUUCAAAUUAUUAAAAUGUGAUGAGACAUUUGUCAGAAGUGUUCUAUGUGAACAAGGUUUUGUUAUUGAGUAUAUCGACUGGUUAAAAAAACCCUCUGAAACACAUCUUACAGAUUUUAAUGAUGUCACUUUCAUCAUAGCACGCAAACCCAUGGAAGUAUAA
This is a messenger RNA of Pelobates fuscus (common spadefoot toad), 789 nucleotides long. Its product is annotated as nicotinamide N-methyltransferase-like. The coding region runs from base 1 to 789 and encodes 262 amino acids. The transcript is spliced from 3 exons. Lineage: Eukaryota; Metazoa; Chordata; Amphibia; Anura; Pelobatidae. Gene Ontology annotation, cellular component: cytosol. The record is from RefSeq and is a predicted model, not a curated record. Gene Ontology annotation, molecular function: N-methyltransferase activity.